Messenger RNA from Acinonyx jubatus (cheetah), 1448 nucleotides. RefSeq names its product astacin like metalloendopeptidase (gene ASTL). Bases 1 to 1269 code for a protein of 422 amino acids. The transcript is spliced from 9 exons. The record is from RefSeq and is a predicted model, not a curated record. Gene Ontology annotation, molecular function: metalloendopeptidase activity; zinc ion binding. Gene Ontology annotation, biological process: proteolysis. NCBI's taxonomy places the organism in Eukaryota, Metazoa, Chordata, Mammalia, Carnivora, Felidae.
AUGAAUAUGGGAGGCCUCUGGCCUUGGGUGCUGGGUCUGGUCUCUUUGCCAGGUUUGAUCCUAGGAGCACCCUCAGCCUCCAGCUGCUCAGAAGCCUGUGGAACCAGCUUCUCGGAGGGCCUCAACCCCGAGGGGACCCAGACAUCCUGGGACAAGGACAUCCCUGCGAUUAACCAAGGGCUCAUCCCAGAGGAAACCCCAGAGAGCAGCUUCCUCCUCGAGGGGGACAUCCUCCGGCCGAGUCCCUUGCGGCUGUUCUCAACUACCAGCAACAAGUGGCCCAAGAAUGGGGAGGUCGUGGAGGUCCCCUUCCUGAUCUCCAGCAGAUACGAUAAAGCCAGCCGCGACAUCUUCCUAAAGGCAUUUGCCGAGUUUGAACGCUUCACAUGCGUCAGGUUUGUUGCCUACCAGGGCCAAAGAGACUUCAUUUCCAUCGUCCCCAUGUCUGGGUGUUUCUCCAGCGUGGGACGCAGCGGAGGGAUGCAGGUGGUAUCCCUGGCACCUACGUGUCUCCAGAAGGGCCCAGGCAUUGUCCUGCAUGAGCUCAUGCACGUACUGGGCUUCUGGCAUGAGCACUCACGGGCUGACCGGGACCACUAUAUCCGUGUCAACUGGAAUGAGAUCCUUCCAGGCUUUGAAAUCAACUUCAUCAAAUCUCGGAGCAGCAACAUGCUGGUGCCCUAUGACUACUCAUCAGUGAUGCACUAUGGGAGGCUUGCCUUCAGCCGGCGUGGGCUGCCCACCAUCACACCGCUCUGGGCUCCCAGUGUCCACAUUGGCCAGCGAUGGAACCUGAGCACCUCGGACAUCACACGGGUCCUCAGGCUUUAUGACUGCAGCCCAAGUGGCCAAAGUCCCCGUGGGAGAGGGUUCCAGCCCCACAGCGACGGUAGGAGCCCUACUCCUGCUUCUAGACCAUACCUGCAGCAGCUUCUGAAGGCAUUGUCGGCAGAAUCUGGGCGCCCCGACCCCAGUGGCUCCAAGGCUAGAGCCCAGCGCAUUGUUGCAGGGCCUGGAGAGAGCCCACGUAGCUGGAAGCUCCCUGUGCUGAGAAAGUUGGGUGUGGGGGCCUCUGCAAAGCUGCUUCAGACCCCAGCUUCCUCCCUAAACUCCAGGCCUGGAACAGGCGUUCCUGGUUUGGCUCUAGAGAGGUCCUGGCUGGCCCAAGUGCCCUCUGUACCACUCACUGCUUCUCCGGAAGCAGAAGACCAGCCAGGACCCAUCCAGGAGGCUUUGGGGAGCAGCUCUCCCAGGAGCACAUGUACCUGAAAGUCCUUUCAGGGGGAUGUGCAGAAGUUGAGCCUGUGGCUUCUGUCCCCAAGUGCGAAGGGCAUCUCCGUCUAGAGUAGCCCAUAGCCCCCUCCGGGCAGUACCCUGUCUUCCAGCCUCAAUCUGGCCACCCUGUGUGAGGCCUGGGACUCUCCCUCUGCCCCUUUCUUCUCCAUAUG